UCAGCAAUUUUUCUCGAAAGCCACCUACACACACGUACCAUGGCGGCAUCAGCGGCCUGCUCCUUCUUCCUCGACGCCGAGCUGCUCGCCGAGCAAGGCAUGUCGGCGAUGGACGCGUGCGCGCUCUGCGACAAGCCGCUGGCGCGCGACAGCGACGUCUUCAUGUAUAGAGGGGACACGCCCUACUGCAGCGAGGUGUGCCGCCAGGAGGAGAUGCAGCUCGACGCCGUCUGCGCCAGGCAGGCCGCGCGGAGGCUGCAGCGGUUCUCGGCGGAAACGGAAUCCCACCGUGGGCAGCGGCAGUCCAGGAAGGUGUCGGUCGCGAGCUAACUGGCCAGCCUGAAGAACCAUCGAUGUCUCCGGCUCUCCGGCCGAUGCUCUAACCUGGACCGGUGGAGGCACGAGAUGCAGCUUGGCGUCGCCUGCGGAAGGCAAGGCAGGGCAGCACCAUCAGGCGGCACGAAGCAUGGCAAGCUAAUUAUGCGACGCCAAGAACCUGGAUCAUUGUGAUUUUUCUUCUUUUGAAAUGUAUGUCAAACUUACCCAAUUUGGGUGCAAUAAUUCAUCACAAUUCCAAUUUUAAGAAUCA
Molecule: messenger RNA, 589 nt
Organism: Triticum dicoccoides
Lineage: Eukaryota; Viridiplantae; Streptophyta; Magnoliopsida; Poales; Poaceae
Product: FCS-Like Zinc finger 1-like
Exons: 1
Coding region: 40-330 (96 amino acids)
Source: RefSeq, a predicted model, not a curated record